GGGGCGGGGCGGGGCCUGGCCAGCGGGGUUCGUGGCGGGAGAUUGCCUGGGAGCCAACUCGGUUUGCCAUCUUGGGAUCCCAUGGCUGUCCUUACUGGGCUCUGGGGCCCCUUUGCCAGUGUCAGCAGAGCCUUCGGCCCUCGCUGCUUCAGCACCUCUGGGAGCCUCGAUGCAAUCCAGAAGAUGACUCGGGUGCGUGUAGUGGAUAAUAGUGCCCUGGGGAACACCCCAUACCAUCGGCCUCCUCGAUGCAUCCAUGUCUAUAACAAGAGUGGAGUGGGCAAGGUAGGCGACCAGAUUCUGCUGGCCAUCAGAGGACAGAAGAAGAAAGCUCUCAUUGUGGGACAUCGCAUGCCUGGCUCCCGAAUGACCCCAAAGUUUGACUCCAACAACGUGGUCCUCAUUGAGGACAAUGGGAACCCGGUGGGGACUCGAAUUAAAACACCUAUCCCAACCAGCCUUCGUAGGAAGGAAGGCGAGUAUUCCAAGGUGUUGGCCAUAGCGCAGAACUUCGUGUGAGCAGAGCAGCUCAGAGCUGUGCCGCCAUUUCCUUCACACUGGUGACAGUGUCCUGGAGCAGAAUAAAUGUUUUAAUGUGUGUUU
Phodopus roborovskii (desert hamster) is the source of this 603-nucleotide messenger RNA. RefSeq names its product mitochondrial ribosomal protein L14 (gene Mrpl14). Gene Ontology annotation, biological process: translation. The transcript has 3 exons. The record is from RefSeq and is a predicted model, not a curated record. The coding region runs from base 82 to 519 and encodes 145 amino acids. Gene Ontology annotation, cellular component: mitochondrion; ribosome. Gene Ontology annotation, molecular function: structural constituent of ribosome. Lineage: Eukaryota; Metazoa; Chordata; Mammalia; Rodentia; Cricetidae.